This is a messenger RNA of Striga asiatica, 1083 nucleotides long. Lineage: Eukaryota; Viridiplantae; Streptophyta; Magnoliopsida; Lamiales; Orobanchaceae. The record is from the annotation of a GenBank genome assembly.
AUGGACAAUCUAAUGGUGUUCAGGCCACCUGAACACUUUGAAUUUCCACCACCCGAUUAUGACUCGAAAAGCCAACUCUUCACCUUAUGUGUCCAUUUUAGGGGACAUUUCCAUACUAAUGGUGGGGAAAAGAAGUACAUCGGUGGGGAAGCUUACAAGUUCGACUUCGUCCAAGAAGGUGUGAUGUCUUUAGAAGCACUUCACAGGCUGGCAGUUAGAGAGAAAAUGGAGGGGACCAUUACUUACUGGGGAAAAACAGAGUGCCUCACAUGUGAUGAAGACUGUAAUGAUUGGGAGAUAGAUGAUGAAUCAUUGGCAAAUUAUGACUAUGAGGCUGAGUUGGGAGUUAAGGCUAGUGGGCAGUGUGAAAGAAAGGAUUUUGAAGCUGAGGUGGGAGUUAAGGCUGGUGGGCAGCUAGAACCUGAUGAGGUUGUGCCAAAAGAAAAGAAGAGGAGGAAAAGGCAGAAAUGUGUUAAUCCCCACAAGAUUCCAAGGCAAAAGAGUGUGAUCACUUGUAGUAACUGUGGUGCAAAGGGUCAUAACAAAAAUCAUUGCAAAAGCACAUCCUUAGGUGUAAUGUCUAGCCAAACUGAAUUUGCUAGUCAGCUCACUCAAGAGGAUUAUCUUCCUCCUACUCCACAGUCAAGCACUCAAGAAGAAGCUAUUCUCCCUCCAACUCCACAGGUUCCUAAGACCUCAAUUCCCAAUCCUAAGAAGCCAUCUAAGAAGCCAUCAAAUCCAAAUCAACAUAUUGCUAUCCAGGAUGGUGCAUUGCAUGAGGCUAUACAGGAACAACCUCCAACCAUAUGGGACCAACUUCAGUUCCAACAGAACAAUGAGCCUGGUGGAUCUUCAACAUAUAACAUGAAGCCCUGGAAAUAUGUCACAUUUUUAGACUUGAAUGCAUGUCUUGCUAAACAAAGUACAAAAAUGGGUAUCCUUCUCUUCACGAAGGUUCCGAAUGACAUAUGCAGUACGUCGAGGAAUUGGGGGAUCUUCCCAAGCAAAAAAGUCCACACCUUCGAUUUCUUAUUACAUCGACAAUUCGGGAAAACCCUGGAGUUACUGAUCGACGAGGACAUG